GACUUGCUUGGUAACGGCAUCGAGUUGUGGUUUGAGAUUCACUCUGGGAUCGCCAUCAUGACCAUGUGCUUGUUCAAACUGCGAAAGGCCACUGCGCGCAUCCACAGGUUCACUAACAGGGGCAAGGAAAAAAUGGUUGCCCAUUAUUCGUAUCAGUGGAACUUGAUGGAAAGACAUAGGCGCAUCUCUGGAGUUAAUCGUUACUAUGUGUUAAAGGGUUUGGAGAACAUUGAUUAAGGAACCAUUUUCCUGAUGGAUGAAAAAUAACUCAGUUACGCUCGUCUACCCCUGCUAGAAGGUUAUGCAGUGUAUUGUGUAGCAUGCCCUGUAUUUUAUAGUGUGUGAUAAAAAUAAAACAAAAAAGUAGGGACUUCCCUGGUGGCGCAGUGGUUCAGAAUCCACCUGCCAAUGCAGGGGACGUGAGUUCCAGCCCUGGUCUGGGAAGAUCCCACGUGCUGCGAAGCAACUAAGCCCGUGCGCCACAACUACUGAGCAUGUGCUCUAGAGCCCUUGCACCACAACUACAGGGCCUGUGCUCUAGAGCCUGCAAGCCAUAGCUACUGAGCCCACAUGCCACAACUACUGAGCCCACAUGCCACAACAACUGAAGCCCAUGCACCUAGAGCCUGUGCUCCGCAACAAGAAGCUAGAAGCUCGUA
Molecule: messenger RNA, 659 nt
Organism: Orcinus orca (killer whale)
Lineage: Eukaryota; Metazoa; Chordata; Mammalia; Artiodactyla; Delphinidae
Product: NADH dehydrogenase [ubiquinone] 1 alpha subcomplex subunit 1-like
Exons: 1
Source: RefSeq, a predicted model, not a curated record